UAUCAAUUGGAUAUGGUGUACGGUCGUCUCAUCUAUAACAAUGUUAAGGAUUACACUCCUCAAUGGUUCAAAACUAUACCCUACUAAUAAACCGUGAAGCCCACCUUCGGUAUUGAAUGAGAAUUAUAGCAGUAAGAAAACCCUAAGUAGUGUCUCGUUUGAAUAGUGAUCCUAAAGUUAAAGCCCUUUGGAGAUUCCUAGGCAGAAAUGUAGCUGACAAUCCUUGGGCUUGGUAAGUUUACAUUUUUGCAAGUAAAUGAAUUAAUAAACAAUUAGAUUCUUUUGUGAUCUUUGGUCUUAGCUAUUAUCCAUGGCUUUGGGUGUACUAAUUUAACAACAAGAAGGUAAAGAUAGUGUAUAUAAAUACAAUUAGCGAACUAUCGAUUAUGCCUUAUAAUAAGAGAAAGAAUGGAAAGCCAAAUAGGCAGCAGCUGAAGAAUGAA
Messenger RNA from Paramecium octaurelia, 443 nucleotides. NCBI's taxonomy places the organism in Eukaryota, Ciliophora, Oligohymenophorea, Peniculida, Parameciidae. The record is from the annotation of a GenBank genome assembly.